This is a messenger RNA of Seriola dumerili (greater amberjack), 2805 nucleotides long. RefSeq names its product cyclic nucleotide-gated channel cone photoreceptor subunit alpha-like. Gene Ontology annotation, molecular function: cGMP binding; intracellularly cGMP-activated cation channel activity; intracellularly cAMP-activated cation channel activity. Gene Ontology annotation, cellular component: intracellular cyclic nucleotide activated cation channel complex; plasma membrane. The transcript is spliced from 8 exons. Gene Ontology annotation, biological process: monoatomic cation transmembrane transport. Bases 219 to 2117 code for a protein of 632 amino acids. The record is from RefSeq and is a predicted model, not a curated record. Lineage: Eukaryota; Metazoa; Chordata; Actinopteri; Carangiformes; Carangidae.
AUGGUUCUGUCCACAGAAAAGCUCCAGUCUUGUUUUGUACAGUGACUCAUGUCAGACGACGGACAAUAACUCCUUCACAGCGGGAUCUGUAGAACUGGACCAGGACACCUGUACCAGGACACCUGGAGUCCUCAGUCUCCUGUUUGAUGGGACAGAGGAAGAGCAGCUCACCCUGACCUCUCCUUACUGUCUGGACAUCAUCACUCACACUGAGGCUGAUGGACACCCAGGAUCAGACCUCUUCAGUGGGGACAGGACUCCUGUCCAGGCUGUCCCACAUGAAGAACAGUGUUGGACCUGCAGAGUCCGUGUCCUGCAGCCAGAGGACGGAGGACAACAUGAGGAGCAGGAGCAGUGAUGGUCGGAGUCCUCUGGCUGCACAAAACAUGAACAACUGCAACAACAACGACGGAAAGAAAGAUGACAAGAAGGAUGAAAAGAAAGACGACAAGAAAGAUGAAAAGAAAGAUGAUAAAAAGGAUGACAAGAAGGACGACAAGAAGAAUGACAAGAAAGAUGAUAAAAAGGACGAUAAAAAGGAAGAACCGAAGGAGGUGUGGAUCAUGGAUCCUUCCACAGACCUGUACUACUACUGGCUGUGCACAGUCUCCAUCCCAGUGUUCUACAACCUGAUGUUGCUGGUGGCCAGGGCUUGUUUUAAUGAGCUGCAGUACACAAACACAACACAGUGGAUGGUGCUUGACUACAUUUCAGAUGCCCUCUACUACUUUGACACUUUCGUAAGAGCCAGGACAGGUUUCCUGGACCAAGGACUGCUCGUAAGGGAUGCAAAUGUCCUGAAAGAAAAGUACAUGAAGACACGUCAGUUCAGAUUAGAUAUCAUAUCCAUGAUUCCUACUGAUAUUGUAUUCUUAAAAAUUGGAGUGGACAACCCAGAGUGGAGGUUCAACCGUCUCUUUAAGUUAGCCCGACUCUUUGAGUUCUUUGAUAGGACUGAGACUCGAACCAAUUUCCCCAACAUAUUCCGAAUCGGUAACCUUGUACUUUACAUCAUCAUCAUUAUCCACUGGAAUGCUUGCCUCUACUUUGCCUUCUCAAAGAUACUCGGCCUAGGCUCAGACACCUGGGUGUAUCCAGACAUUAAGAAGAAUCCAGAGUUUGCUCAUUUGGCCCGGCAGUACAUCUACUGCUUUUACUGGUCCACUCUCACCCUGACCACCAUUGGUGAGACCCCACCUCCGGUCCGAGACAUUGAGUACUUCUUUGUGGUAGUUGACUUCCUCACAGGGGUCCUGAUCUUUGCUACGAUUGUCGGCAAUGUUGGUGCCAUGAUUUCCAACAUGAGCGCUGCACGUGUAGAGUUCCAGGCUAAGAUCGACUCUAUCAAGCAGUAUAUGCAAUUUCGAAAGGUCACCAAAGACCUGGAGGUGAGGGUGGUGAAGUGGUUUGACUACCUGUGGACAGAGGAUAAAACCUGUGAUGAGAAGCAGGUGCUGAAGAACCUGCCAGACAAGCUAAAGGCUGAGAUAGCCAUCAACGUACACCUGGAGACCCUAAGCAAAGUGCGCAUCUUUCAAGACUGUGAAGCAGGUUUGCUUGUUGAGCUGGUCCUCAAGCUUCAGCCUCAAGUUUUCAGUCCUGGAGACUACAUCUGUAAGAAGGGGGACAUUGGCAGGGAAAUGUAUAUCAUAAAAGAAGGAAAACUGGCUGUAGUAGCAGAUGAUGGGGUGACCCAGUUUGUUGUUCUCAGUGAUGGGGCGUACUUUGGAGAAAUCAGCAUCCUGGGUAUCAAGGGCAGUAAGGCAGGAAACCGAAGAACAGCUAACAUCCGAAGCGUGGGCUACUCUGAUUUGUUUGCUCUGUCCAAAGAUGACCUGAUGGAGGCACUCACCGAGUAUCCUGAGGCUAAAUAUGCACUGGAGGAGAAAGGAAGGGCCAUCCUGAUGAAAGAUAACCUCAUAGACAUGUCCCUGGCCGCUCUCACCGAUGCCAAAGACUUGGAGAACAAAGUCAACCAGAUUGAAGCCAGUUAUGAGAUCAUAUCAACCAAAUUUCGAAAGCUGUCAAACCAGUAUGAAUCCUCCCAGCGUAAAAUGAAGCAGCGGCUCACUAAUCUUUCAAACCAGGUCCGAACCCUCAGAGUAGAUGAUGAGUAGAGCUUGGCUUGGUACUACCAGGCUAAGGGACUCUUCCAUUCCUACUGAGGUUGUCCCAUGGUAGUGUUGGACUCUGUACACACCACAUGACAUCUGACCCGCAGCUGGACAGUCUAUCUCUAUUCAUAUUUCCCAUAUAUAAAACACAGGCAUAAAUAGGACCCGACACCUCAAUAUUGAGUAUCAUAAAACUCACAGUGGGGAACAGACUUCUUGGUCAGAUUCUUGUUUACUUGUCUUUCAAACAGAUAUUCUGUGAUGUCACCAUCAUCACCACCAUUUACUUUAUUUUGUUACAUUAAAAAGUUUUUGUAGAAAAACAAAAUGUUAGUGCUGAGUGACAAAACAUAUCACAAAAGGUCUCAGAACUGAAAUAUGAGUCAUCUUUGCACCUGUAAUCAAGUAAUCUAAUAGAGUCUAUCAGUCUAUCAGAUAGACUCUUAGCCUUAGUGAUCAAGUACAGAGGCAUCUGUCAAUGCAACGUUUAUAUAAAUCACUCAGGAAAAGUACCAAUACCACCACCACUUUGCCUAGAUAUUCUAUAAAAUGCAGUUUGACAUGAAUAUAUUUGAUUCACAAAAAUUGUAUGAUCGUUUUCAUUUGACGUUUGUAGCAUGAUUUUAAAGAAAUUAUGUUACCUGGGUGUGUAUUCAACAACCGCAGACAAGAUGCUUUUUGCAGUGACUGC